AGGGCGGCCGGCGGCGCAGGGAGGCUGAUCGCGGCCCAGGGACCGCGCGGUGGCCUCCUCCCUCUGCGCGCUCCGCUCCCGGCCCCGCGCGGGGAGCUCGCUGGCCGCAGGGACUGGCCCGGCGGCGGCGGCGGGGGACCCUCGCCCCGCUGAGUUGGUGGCGCUGUCCCCGCGCGAUGCGCUGAGGGCGCCCCCCGGUCCUCACCCUGGCGUCCGCCGCUGCGCCCCGAGCCGCCGACCCCAUGGGCCCCUCAGGCCCCGCACGCGGCGGGCGAGCGCCGCCUUCUAGGCGGUGGCGGAGGCUGCUGCUGCUGCUGCUGCUGUCUCUGCAGGUGGCAGUGCCCGCGGGUGCGCUUGCUGAGACCCUGCUGGACGCACCCGGGGCCAGGGGUGCCAGCUCCAACCCGCCGAGCCCCGCCAGCGUGGUGGCCCCGGGGACGACGCCGUUCGAGGAAAGUCGGCUGCCCGUGUUCACCCUGGAUUACCCCCACGUGCAAAUCCCUUUCGAGAUCACUCUGUGGAUCCUACUGGCCUCAUUGGCCAAGAUCGGGUUCCACCUGUACCACAAGCUGCCCACGAUCGUGCCUGAGAGCUGCCUGCUCAUCAUGGUGGGACUCCUGCUGGGGGGGAUCAUCUUUGGGGUGGACGAGAAGUCCCCCCCGGCAAUGAAGACGGACGUGUUUUUCCUCUACCUCCUGCCGCCCAUCGUGCUGGAUGCCGGCUACUUCAUGCCCACGAGGCCGUUCUUUGAGAACUUCGGCACCAUCUUCUGGUACGCCGUGGUGGGCACCCUAUGGAACUCCAUCGGCAUCGGCGUGUCUUUGUUCGGCAUCUGCCAGAUUGAGGCCUUCGGCCUGGGUGACAUCACGCUGCUGCAGAGCCUGCUGUUCGGCAGCCUGAUCUCGGCCGUGGACCCCGUGGCCGUGCUCGCGGUCUUUGAGAACAUUCAUGUCAACGAGCAGCUCUACAUCCUGGUGUUCGGCGAGUCUCUGCUCAACGACGCAGUCACGGUGGUCCUGUACAACUUGUUCAAGUCCUUCUGUCAGAUGAAAACCAUCCAACCCAUCGACGUGUUCGCGGGCAUUGCCAACUUCUUCGUGGUGGGCAUCGGCGGGGUGCUGAUCGGCACCCUGCUGGGCUUUGUAGCCGCCUUCACCACCCGGUUCACACACAACAUCCGGGUCAUCGAGCCCCUCUUUGUCUUCCUGUACAGCUACCUGUCCUACAUCACGGCCGAGAUGUUCCACCUCUCCGGCAUCAUGGCAAUCACGGCGUGCGCGAUGACGAUGAAUAAGUACGUGGAAGAGAAUGUGUCCCAGAAGUCCUACACAACCAUCAAGUACUUCAUGAAGAUGCUGAGCAGCGUCAGCGAGACUCUGAUCUUCAUCUUCAUGGGCGUGUCCACCGUGGGAAAGAACCACGAGUGGAACUGGGCCUUCGUGUGCUUCACGCUGGCCUUCUGUCUGAUCUGGAGAGCGCUGGGCGUCUUUGUCCUGACUCAAGUGAUUAACUGGUUCCGGACCAUUCCGUUGACCUUCAAGGACCAGUUCAUCAUUGCCUACGGAGGGCUCCGAGGUGCCAUCUGUUUUGCACUGGUGUUUCUCCUCCCUGCCACUGUGUUUCCCAGGAAGAAGCUGUUCAUCACAGCUGCCAUUGUCGUCAUAUUCUUCACUGUCUUCAUCCAGGGGACAACCAUCCGACCGCUGGUGGAGUUUCUUGACGUCAAGAGAUCCAACAAGAAGCAGCAAGCUGUCAGCGAGGAGAUCCACUGCAGGUUUUUCGAUCACGUGAAGACUGGGAUUGAAGAUGUCUGUGGACACUGGGGUCACAACUUCUGGAGAGACAAGUUUAAGAAGUUUGAUGACAAGUACCUUCGGAAGCUUCUGAUUCGGGAAAAUCAGCCCAAGUCCAGCAUCGUGUCCUUAUAUAAGAAGCUGGAGAUAAAGCACGCCAUUGAGAUGGCAGAGACUGGGAUGAUCAGCACUGUCCCCUCGUUCGCUUCUCUCAAUGAUUGCCGUGAAGAAAAAAUAAGGAAGCUUACACCAGGUGAAAUGGAUGAAAUUAGAGAGAUAUUAUCAAGGAAUCUCUAUCAAAUCCGUCAGCGGACCUUGUCCUACAACAGACACAACCUGACGGCGGACACAAGCGAGAGGCAAGCCAAGGAGAUCCUCAUCCGCAGGCGACACAGCCUUCGGGAGAGCCUCCGCAAGGACAACAGCACCAACCGGGAGCGCAGGGCUUCCACCUCGACUGCCCGGUACUUAUCCUUACCUAAAAACACAAAGCUUCCGGAGAAGCUGCAGAAGAAGAGGACGGCAAAUGCAGAUGGCAACAGCAGCGACUCGGACCCAGACGCCGGAGCCACCGAGCUCACCCUGCAGCCCCGGGCCAGGCGCUUCCUGCCGGAUCAGUUCUCCAAGAAGGCCUCCCCGGCCUACAAAGUGGAGUGGAAGAACGAGGUGGCCGCGGGGCCCGCGCGCGCGCAGCCCGCCACGCCUCCGGGCCCGCGCAGCCGGGACGGGGGCACGCAGACCCCCGGCGUGCUCAGGCAGCCCCUGCUCGCCAGAGACCGGCGCUGCGGCCGGCCCCGGGAGGACAGCGCGGCCGAGGACGGCCCGCCCAAGCCCCCGCCCAGGCUGGUGCGGAGGGCCUCGGAGCCCGGCAACAGGAAGGGCCGCCUGGGCCCCGAGAAGCCCUGAGGCCGGAGGCGCGGCCUGCGCAGCUAGCGAGCUCGCGGCUUGCUGCCCGAGCCCGGUCCGCCGCGGAGUCCACCUGAAAGCCCGCCUAGAAGCAGCCUUUGGUGGUCUAGCCGAGCCUCUAACUCCCGGGAGCACAGGAGGGGCAAAGGACGUUAGCCCCGCAGAACCGCUUUCCUGACCUUGGGCUGGUAGGUGUGUUCUUUGCGGGCCUCAAAGGAAAAAAAAAAUGUGUGCCUUUAUUGAACUUGAAUGACAGAACUUGAAAAAUUAUUUUAACACACCGUUGUUGGUGAAAAUUUUAAUAUAUUACAAAUACGCCUCAGUUUUUAUUUAUGAAAAAAAAAAAAGUGUUUAUCUGUAGCGAUCAUUUUUUAAGGCGGUGAGAACGUCUCUCCAGGGGGUGACGGGCAGUUCCUAGAGGUGGGUCCUGAGUUCUGGGUCCCACUCUGCUCAUCCUGAGCUGAUGGGCAGCAGAACACGGUCCCUAGCAGAGGCUGUGGCCGCCAGGAACAGGGCACCGGGGGCAAUGUGUAGGCAGAUGGAAUGGCAUGGCUCUCAGAGUGUGGGCUGGAAGUCCCUGUACAACUCUGAAAUAAAGAGGGACAGACUGCCCUCAGCCCGUUCUUCCUGUGUUUGCCAUGGCUGUGGAGUAACAUUUAAUCUCCACCUUACCCCCCGUCCCGAGAGCCCCUUCCCCCCUCCCUGCCAGGAACAGAAAGAAAGAUUCACUUGAGCAAAACCAGCUCUAGUUUCUAGACCUGGUGGCAGCUCCCGUGUGUGAGGACCUCUUGUGGCCAGUGAGGAGACAGGGCGGCAGCUCCUGACAGCUUGGUUUUCACCCUGUGCGGUGCUGGGAGAAAAGCGGAGGUGGUUCCUUUCCCAGGCACCCUGACCACCUGCUGUGAUAAAAAUGUCCUUCAGUAC
Psammomys obesus (fat sand rat) is the source of this 3623-nucleotide messenger RNA. RefSeq names its product solute carrier family 9 member A2 (gene Slc9a2). The record is from RefSeq and is a predicted model, not a curated record. The coding region runs from base 243 to 2699 and encodes 818 amino acids. Lineage: Eukaryota; Metazoa; Chordata; Mammalia; Rodentia; Muridae. Gene Ontology annotation, biological process: proton transmembrane transport; regulation of pH; sodium ion transport. Gene Ontology annotation, molecular function: sodium:proton antiporter activity. Gene Ontology annotation, cellular component: membrane. The transcript is spliced from 12 exons.